Messenger RNA from Durusdinium trenchii, 992 nucleotides. The record is from the annotation of a GenBank genome assembly. NCBI's taxonomy places the organism in Eukaryota, Dinophyceae, Suessiales, Symbiodiniaceae.
UGUCUUUCAUUUUUUAUUUUAAAGAAUGCGGAAAUUGCUGACCCUUGGCCUGUGCUGCUUGCUUGCCGCCAGCUGGUGGGAACAUUCCCCGGCAAUGGCACUGAGACGAGUUUUGGUCACAGGUGGCAAUAAGGGCAUUGGCCGUGCACUUUGCCAACAGCUGGCGGCAGACCAUGGAUUUUACGUUUUCCUGGGAAGUCGAGAUGCGCAGAGGGGAAAGGAGGCAGUGGAGAGCAUUUUGCUGAAAAGCCCUGAGUGCCAAGAUCGCCUGCAGUUCCUUCCCCUGGAUGUGGCCUCGGACACGUCGGUGGCGAAAGCUGCCGAGAUGCUGCGAGAACAGUAUGGAGCUGAGGCACUCUAUGGCAUCGUGAACAACGCAGGCGUGGGAUUUCAGACUUCCAUGGCCGAGACGCUGAACAUCAACACAUAUGGUCCAAAGCGCGUUUGCGACCACUUCUUGCCACUGAUCGACCCCCAGGAGGGCCGCAUCGUGAAUACCGCCUCGGCUUCGGGUCCCAACUACAACAGCGCAGCUGCGUCAGCCGAAAGGGCGAUGCUCACCAGCCCAGACGUGACAUGGGAGGAGCUCGACGCAUGCAUGCAGAAGGCCAUCCAGGAGCCAGCUGGUCGACAACCAUAUGGCUUUUCAAAAGCCUGCUUGAUUGCCUACACGAUGAUCCUAGCCCGCGAGCAUCCCACUUUGAAGAUCAACGCCAUGACACCUGGGUACAUCCUCACCGACAUCACUCGGGGCAUGGGGGCAAGCAAGCCUCCGGAGGAGGGCACCAAAGCGGCCAUAUAUUGCCUCACCGGUGAGUUGAAGGGCAAUGGCUGGUACUACGGAUCGGACGCCUUGAGAAGCCCCAUCGACCGCUACCGUGCGCCGGGAGAUCCACCCUAUGAGGGGCCGUAAAUGGCGGCGUAGAAUGGGGAGAGAGAGAGAGAGAGCCAAGCUGGCCAAAGCUGCUUGACCCAGCAAGGUGACAUAAAAA